Messenger RNA from Eurytemora carolleeae, 3045 nucleotides. Its product is annotated as serine-rich adhesin for platelets. The transcript has 18 exons. The coding region runs from base 1 to 3045 and encodes 1014 amino acids. Lineage: Eukaryota; Metazoa; Arthropoda; Copepoda; Calanoida; Temoridae. The record is from RefSeq and is a predicted model, not a curated record.
AUGUACAGUACACCAUCCCUCACCGGUACACCAAGACCGGCCGAUACACCAAGACCAGCUGGUACACCGAACAAGGGCAGUACACCUCACAAACAAACAACCUUUUGUUCCAGAAUAAUCAAGUUCAAAGCAAAGGACGAAGUUCUUCUAAACGUUGACGGUUUGAUGUAUGAUCUUGAUUAUGAUUUUGGACGAGAUGGUGUACGUGAUUUAGAGGUUAUAGGAGAUCUAGAAACUACAGGAAUGCUUCCAAGAUUUAAAUAUGACAUAGAUAUUCCUCAACGUCAAGCUGGAGAGGACGAUACUUUAUCUAGACUUGAACCUCAGUAUAAUCCAGUGGCAAGCGACGACAUUCAGGUGAAUGGGAACGGUGAUGUUGAGAUAUCCCUGUCUGAAGGGGAUAUAAGAGAACAUAAAUACAGGAUAUCCAAGGGCCCUGGAGGAGAGGUGGAUAUCGAUAUUCUUCUAGGAAACGAACAGAACAGAGCCGUUGUAGUGGAGAACAAGGAAUACAAUUAUACUCUCAUCAUUACUGGAGAGCACAUUCAGAUCAUUCAUCAUGAUAGUCAGAGAAACCUCACUUUCAACCACGGAAUACAGGAGUCUGCCAUUACUGGAGUCGGAGUGAGCGGAACUUUGACAGGAACUCAACUAGUGUUUAAAGAUCAAGGAAGUGGAAAAGCCUUUCCUAGAGUUGACAGUAUUCCGUCAGCUGUGAGUGUGUACGGUACACUGUGUUCUACUCCGUGUACUGCAGCUAGUGAUGGAACCUACUGGUGUACUACAGGAGGAGGACCUUCUGAGAAGUGUGGACCACUCCCUGGCACAACACCUUACGGAGAAAAAUGUCAAGAUAAGUGCAGGAAAAGAGGAGACGAAUAUUACUGGUGUCAACGAGAUUCUAAACCCUGGGACUACUGUUCACCUUCUUUAUUUUACCAGGAUGAACUGAUUUGUCAUCCUGAUACAGAGAAGAUAUUUACCCCUGAUACUACAGACUGUACCAGGAAUAAAACUUGUGAAUGGCCUGAAAGCCAGGAAUGCUUGAAAGACUCAAGAAGGAUAUCGUACAAGCUAACACUUACUAAUCCACUAACAAACAACCAAACAACAACAACAACAACAACAAUAACAACAACAACAACAACAACCGUAAAAACAAAAACAACAACAACAACAACAGCACUUAGAGCUACAAUAGGGGACGAUCAAGCAACAAAAAAAGGAGAAGCAACUUUUAAAGCAGAAGAAGAAACCUUUACUUCCAGUUCAAUAAUUGUAAUAAAAACCACUCCUGUUACACAUUAUGUUACAAGCUCUCCAACAGCCCUUGACAGGGUUUCCUUUGACUUCUUGGAAGACAACGAUACCUUGGAAAGUAAUGAUCUUGAAACAGCUGAUACAGUUUUAAAAUUCUCCCCUGGUUCAACUAGUGGUUCAGCUGAAUCAGUGGGUUUCUCCGCAGAAUCUUCGAAUUUCUACUCAGGCUUAGUGGAUUUUUCCACGGAAUCAGCUGAUAACUCUACAGAAUCAGCUGAUCCAACUUUUUUAUCUGAUUUCUCUGCACAAUCAGCUAAUCCCACUUUAACAGCUGAUUUACCCAUUUUGUCAGCUGAUUUCUCUGCAGAAGCAGCUUAUAAUUCCUCAAAUGAAUUAGACAAGUUCUCAACAGGUUUGACUGAUCUCUACACCGGGGUAUCUAGAAGAUCAGAUACUGGUCCUAAGAUCUCUGAGAAAGAAGAGUCACCUGAAGAUAUAAUCAAUAUGAUCGUUGUAGUUGAUCUUGAAAAUAUGGAUACCGCAUCAAAUAUUCCAGAUAUUGACGAGCAAUAUCCAACGAAUGCUACUUUGAACAACAAGACUUCCGCUGAAAAUAGAUUUCCAGAAAAUGAUGAGGAAAAAAUUAUUCUAAAAACUUCACAAGUGGGAAGAACGAGAUUUGAUGAAAACCAAUCUGUGCAUAUAAUGACUCAACACAACGGGUUUCUCAUUCCUAAGCUUGUGAACAUCAUUCCAACCAACUCUGCUGCAAAUUCUACAAGAACAGUUACACCUAAAGAAACCAUCAGCAUCAGCUAUAUUGAAGCUACUCACAACAAUAUUAACGCUGCUUCUGCAAAAGAAUCUAAUGAAGCUACUCACAACAAUAUCAAUGCUGCUUCUACUAAAGAACCUAAUGUAGCUACUAACAACAAUAUCAAUGCUGCCUCUACUAAAGAACCUAAUGUAGCUACUAACAACAAUAUCAAUGCUGCCUCUACUAAAGAAUCUAAUGAAACUACUAACAAAACUAUGGAUGCUUCUCUUAACAAUGAAAAUAACAAAAACACUGCUAAAAUCAAUGCUACUGUUAAGGAUGAAACUAACAAAAUAAAUGAAGAUUUUAAAACUAAUCCGAAGGAAGCUACUAAAGAAGCUUCCAUCAACAAUGCUACAAACAGCGAAUCUAGCGUUGCAUCUAUUGAUACUGAUGAUAAAACUAACAAAAACUUUACUAACUUUAUAUCUAUUAAUUCCCUGAACAAUAAGUUUAAACCCUUGGAGAGUUUUGAUGAGAACUCUGGUUUAAUCUCUAGUUCCAGAUCUAAGUUUAAUAUAUCUCAACACUCUAGUGGAGAACCCAGGACUUUGUGGACGGAUGGAGACACUUCAAACUCAAUACAGGAUAUUUCAGAUAUACCUGGAAAAUCAUCAACUACAACAGCAUCAACAACUGCAACAUCGACUUCAACAGCAACAGCUUCUCCAAUAACAACAUCAACAUCUUUGCCAACCACUUCGUUUUCUUCAACUAGAACGUCUCCCGUUGUAAUCAUAACAACAACAACAACAACAACAACAACAACAACAACAACAACAACAACAGCUAAUCAGUCGGGGCCUUCAGUUUCCUCUGGGCAAGAACUUAAUCCAGUAGAAACAAAGAGAUUUACAGGUUUAACCUCACACGGAGAACUUUGUUUGGACGAGUGUGCGCAGCGGGGUUAUCAAUACUUCUGGUGCAAGAAGAAAUCUAGCAAGGGAAACAAACAAUAUACAGAGUGA